CGUAAAUACUCUAUAAUGUUUUCUAAUUGUUCAUAAAGUUGUAGUGCUUUCGUUGAAACAGAGAUGAGAAGCUUCAAGCAAAGCUAUAGAAAUAUGGCUAUGAAGAUGGCAUUAGUUUUGCCAUUUGUUAUUUUUAUAUGUUCACUUCUACAAAUUAGAGCGGAAACAGAUUAUUGUUAUGCAGACAAUCCAACACCUUAUCGGUACUUUUCUCGGAAAACUCCUUACUUGAUUAGUCGGGGUCCUCAAAUUCUUGAUCUUGAAAAUUGCGAGCCAGUAUAUUUGUGGGCAUUAAUUAGACAUGGCACAACAUACCCAGAUAUAUAUCUCACCAAUUCUAUGAAACAAUUAUCUCUUUUGAGAGAUAAAAUUAUUUUGAAUAAUAAAAAUAAAAGAGGGUACUUAUGCGAAAAAGAUUUUAAGAAUUUAGAAAACUGGAGUUUCAAUUUUACGUGGGGUGAAGAUCACAAGUUGACUGCUCAGGGAGUCAAUGAUCAGGUCUUCUUAGCUGAACUAAUAAUCAACGCUUUUCCAAAAUUAUUUGAAUCACCGAAGAGGGAAUCUUUCAAAUUCCAAAGCUCAGCUUACAAUAGUACCAAAGAAAGCGCUAUAGUAUUUAGUAACGAAUUGUUUGAAACUAAUUACAAUACCACUGCUGAAAGCAACAUCGAAGAAAAUGACGAAUUAUUACGCCUCAAUAAACAUUGUCCAAAGUACUUGACAGAUGUCGAAGGAAACCUAUCGUUACAUAAAGAAACAGAAUUAUUUCAAAAAUCGGAUUUCAUGAAAAGCAUCAUCGCUAAUGUCAGUCUUCGUUUAGGUUUUUCGGAUCAGUUGUCAUUUGAUGAAAUUUACUUGAUGUAUGAAACCUGUGCUUAUGAAAACGCUGCUAAUACCAAUUCGAAUCCACCUUUCUGUGCUGUUUUUUCGACAAAAGAAUUAAAAGUACUGGAAUACAUCAAUGAUAUGAAUGAGUACUACUCCAGAGGUUAUGGGAAUCAGUUGGCUAGUCAUUUGGGGUGCAUAGUGAUUCGAGAUAUGUUGACUUCAUUGAUAAACGCUUCCCAAGACGUCGAGGGUAUAAACAAAGGGAAAUUUUUAUUCACUCAAUCAGAUGUGCUUCUUCCUGCCACAGUAAAAUUAGGUUUACAUAAGGAAAAGGAACGAUUAGGACACAAUAAUUAUAAAAAAUUGAUUAAACGACGAAAAUGGAGACUUUCAAUUUUUGACAGCUUUGCGGCCAAUAUUAUUGCAGCUUUGUACAAAUGCCCUGGCCAAAAUGGAACUCAUCAGAACAGCGUCGUAAUUCAUCAAAAUGAACGACCAGUAGUAUAUCCAAUGCAAUGCACCGGUCAUCAUUGUACACUAGAAGGAUUGAAAACAAUUUUUCGAGACGUUCUAGAUGAAAAUCUAUGUAGUAUGGAAUUUUGCUACAAUUUCGAAACUCAGAAUGCCGGCGUAGGAGCAAUCUUUUUACAUUUUUCUGCUUUUAGUGUUCUCACAUUUGUUUGUAUUAUUGUGAAUUUGUUUUACUAAUCGUAAGAACUUUCAUCUCAUUGUCAGAGCAAAUUUCACCUGGUUUUUUAGGUAUCAGUUUUUCAAGUAUAUCUAUUCGUUGCAUAGAA
This is a messenger RNA of Planococcus citri (citrus mealybug), 1625 nucleotides long. Its product is annotated as multiple inositol polyphosphate phosphatase 1-like. Gene Ontology annotation, molecular function: acid phosphatase activity; inositol phosphate phosphatase activity. The record is from RefSeq and is a predicted model, not a curated record. Lineage: Eukaryota; Metazoa; Arthropoda; Insecta; Hemiptera; Pseudococcidae. The transcript has 9 exons. The coding region runs from base 64 to 1536 and encodes 490 amino acids.